AUGUUAUUACAAUCACGUAUCAAUAAACUAAAAAAGAUUCUAAAAGAUAUGAAAACCAAUGUACACGUUAAUCGCGGGAACCAUCUUUAUGUACGUCGCUAUCGUUAUGAUCCAAGACGUUUCGAUCGUUCUCAACCACGUAUUCAUAAAGGUGGUAGUCUUGGCGUAUGGUCGUGCUUAACAAAUUAUGGUUUAGGUGAUUUAGUAUUUUAUAAUAGUCGUCUUGAUUCAUCGGGAUACAUUAAUAUACUCGGUACACAUUUAAAAUUAGCAUAUAAUCUUUUUCCAAAACUUUAUCGUGAUCAAAAAAAUAUUUCAACAAGAUAA
Molecule: messenger RNA, 327 nt
Organism: Rotaria sordida
Lineage: Eukaryota; Metazoa; Rotifera; Eurotatoria; Philodinida; Philodinidae
Source: the annotation of a GenBank genome assembly